AUGAGUGAAUGUUUGAAAUAUCAAAAACCAGAUGAAGAAUGCAUGAAGUAUGCAAUUAUUUCACACAACAUUGAUUUUGUUAUAUUCUUAAUGAAUGAAUACAAUUUUGAGAUCAAUUUAUUUUAUUGUGCACUAUAUGAUAAUCUUGAAUCAUUAUUAGUUUAUUUCGAUCAAACUAAUGAUGUUAUGAAAUGCUUUAAUAUUUCGGUAAUGUUUAAUAUUCCAUCCCUUUGUGAAUAUUUCCUAUCAAAUGGUGCAAACAUCAAUGAAAAAAAUAAUGAUGUAAAAACCGCUCUUCAUUAUGCAGCAUGGUAUAAUAGUAAAGAAACAGCCGAACUUCUUAUUUCACAUGGUAUAAAUAUCAACGAAAAAGAUAAUGAUGGAAAAAACGCUCUUCAUUAUGCAGCAAUAUAUAAUAGUAAAGAAACAGCCGAACUUCUUAUUUCACAUGGUAUAAAUAUCAAUGAAAAAGAUAAUGAUGGAAAAACCGCUCUUCAUUAUGCAGCAUGGUAUAAUAGUAAAGAAACAGCCGAACUUCUUAUUUCAUAUGGUAUAAAUAUCAACGAAAAAGAUAAUUAUGGAAAAACCGCUCUUCAUUUGGCAGCACAAUAUAAAAGUAAAGAAACAGUUGAACUUCUUAUUUCACAUGGUAUAAAUAUCAACGAAAAAGAUAAUGAUGGAAAAACCGCUCUUCAUUAUGCAGCAAUAUAUAAUAGUAAAGAAACAGCCGAACUUCUUAUUUCACAUGGUAUAAAUAUCAAUGAAAAAGAUAAUGAUGGAAAAACCGCUCUUCAUACUGCAACAAAAAAUAAUAGCAAAGAAACAGUUGAACUUCUUAUUUCACAUGGUUCAAAAAUAUAA
Trichomonas vaginalis G3 is the source of this 861-nucleotide messenger RNA. Its product is annotated as ankyrin repeat and SOCS box-containing protein 4 family. Bases 1 to 861 code for a protein of 286 amino acids. The record is from RefSeq and is a predicted model, not a curated record. Lineage: Eukaryota; Parabasalia; Trichomonadida; Trichomonadidae. The transcript has a single exon. Gene Ontology annotation, molecular function: protein binding.